Molecule: messenger RNA, 1326 nt
Organism: Juglans microcarpa x Juglans regia
Lineage: Eukaryota; Viridiplantae; Streptophyta; Magnoliopsida; Fagales; Juglandaceae
Product: WAT1-related protein At4g08300-like
Exons: 7
Coding region: 43-1137 (364 amino acids)
Cellular component (GO): plasma membrane
Molecular function (GO): transmembrane transporter activity
Source: RefSeq, a predicted model, not a curated record
ACAGAGGGGGCGGAAAAGACAAGACAUUCUCAAGAGCUAGCAAUGGCACCAGCAGCAGACAAAUUGAGGGUGAACUUCAGGAGAUUUAAGCCACACCUUCUCAUGGUUCUGGUACAGAUUGGUUAUACGUUUCUGUAUCUCUUCACAGACGCUUGCUUCAACCAUGGGAUGGAUCCUCAUAUAUUUGUAACUUAUCGACAUAUUUUGGGUGGUUUGGUGAUGCUUCCUUUUGCAUAUUUUCUUGAAAGGAAAGUAAGGCCAAAGCUGACAUUAGCUUUGUUUUUGGAGAUGUUUCUGCUUUCUCUACUAGGGGUUAGCUUAACCUUAAACAUGUACUUCGCAAGUUUGAAAUACACAUCUUCUACCUUUGUCACGUCCAUAGUCAACACCAUUCCAUCCAUGACUUUCGUAGUUGCAGUUGCAUUCAGGUUGGAGACUGUUGAUAUUAGGAACCCCCGUGGGAUGGCAAAAGUCCUGGGAACCUCGAUAUCCUUGGCCGGGGUGUUGGUCGCCACUUUGUAUAAAGGACCCGAAGUUCGAAGUUGGAAGAGUGCUCCUAUCCACAUAACCAGAACUAAAUAUGUCCAUGAGAACUGGAUUAAAGGACCAAUACUAACUGUUGUAAGUUGCUUGACGUGGUCUUCAUGGUUCAUCAUGCAGGGAAUCACAUUGAAGAAGUAUCCUGCGCAACUGUCACUAACUGCAUGGAUAAACUUCAUCGGUGCAGCACAAUCAGCUGUCUUCACUGUAAUCAUACUACACAAACCAGCAGCAUGGUCCAUUGCGUUUGACAUAGAUUUAUGGUCCAUCGUGUAUGCUGGAGUUGUAUGCGCAGGUCUAGCAACCGUCACUCAACUAUGGUGCAUAAAGCAAAAAGGACCAGUUUUUGUGACCAUGUUUAAUCCCCUUGGAACACUCUUUGUAGGGCUUCAAGAGUACUUUCUUCUUGGCAAAAGACUGCACGCGGGCAGAAUUCUGGGAGGAUCCAUUGUCAUCCUUGGUCUAUACGUUGUUUUAUGGGGGAAAGAAGGUGAUCAAUAUCACUUCAAGUCCCAAGAGAGAGCCUUUUCGACCGAUGAAGAGCCAAAGGAGCCGCCCAAGAUACAAAGCGAAACAUCAGAAAGGGAAGUCCCCUGAAGGCUUGCUUCUCCUGGAAAAGAUUACAAUGCCUAAAGGGUCCUGCGGGAAGGGGAGAAAAUAUAACGAUGCCUAAAGGGUCCGGAGGCAUUCCAAGGUGGAAGAUAACGUAUCAUCAUGAUGCACACUAGCGAAAGAGGAUAGCAAGCUAUGUCAAGUAGCAAGUGAGGCCUAAUAAAAAAGGGUAGC